AUGUUGUACGAGGAAGCUGAUGCAUUUGCCAUGGAUGACCAAGAUGCUGGGUGUAUUGAGGGACUUCAAAUGAACAUUCACUUAACUGAUGAUCAACCAAUCCAGAAGAACUAUUUGUCAAUUUCCAGACCUCUGUAUCCCGAAAUAAAGACUUAUGUAGAGGACCUAUUGAAUAGAAAUUUUAUACGGAAAUCGAAAUUACCGUUUUCCAGCAGUGUGGUAUGUGUUAGAAAAAAAGACGGUGGGUUACGAUUGUGUGUGGAUUAUCGAGCUUUAAACCAGAAAACUGUAGCUGACAUACACCCUAUUCCACGUAGUCAAGAGACACUAGACAACCUGGGAGGAAACCAUUGGUUCAGUGUCCUCGACCAGGGGAAGACUUACCAUCAAGGUUUCAUGGACAGAGAUAGUCAGCCUUUUACAGCCUUUAUAACCCCCUGGGGCUUGUAUGAGUGGACCAGAAUACCGUUUGGGCUAAUGAACGCACCCGCCAACUUCCAGAGAUUUAUGAAGAACUAUUUGGGAGACCUUCGAAGCAAAAUUUGUAUACCAUACUUGGACGACGUUAUUGUUUUCUCCAAGACCUUCAAGGAACAUGUGCAACAGCUACAGGAAGGUCUUCAACGGUUAAAGAGUCAUGGGGUUAAACUUAAGCCAAAAAAGUGUAACCUGUUUAAGAACGAGGUGUAA
Paramuricea clavata is the source of this 690-nucleotide messenger RNA. Lineage: Eukaryota; Metazoa; Cnidaria; Anthozoa; Malacalcyonacea; Plexauridae. The record is from the annotation of a GenBank genome assembly.